Brassica napus (rape) is the source of this 1796-nucleotide messenger RNA. RefSeq lists its product as uncharacterized. The transcript has a single exon. The record is from RefSeq and is a predicted model, not a curated record. The coding region runs from base 763 to 1761 and encodes 332 amino acids. Lineage: Eukaryota; Viridiplantae; Streptophyta; Magnoliopsida; Brassicales; Brassicaceae.
AGGUUUGAAUGUUUGAUAUAUGGUAACGGCGGUGAAACAUGAACCAAAUAUGUCGUUUAGGCUGAUAUAUGUCGUUUAGGCUGAUUUGGGUGACGUGAUCUAAUUCAAUACUGUGAUAGGUCGAUUUAAUUUGCAUAUGUAAUAGUCUAGAUGUUGAUCUUAUUCAACUUUUAAUAUUGUUAGAUAAACAUAAGUUAUAUUAAUAAUUAAUUAAAGAGUUCAUCAAAAUGUUUUAAUUUUAAUUUUGACAGAAAUCCCCAGCUUUUUAAAUUAAUUAAUUAUUAUUGUGUGAUAUACUCUAUUUAAGAAAUAAUAAAUGGCCUAAUAUAUUUUGGUUAUGUCAUCAUUUACGUAAGAAGACUAGCUAAUUAGAUAAAGUAAAAGAAUAAUCCCCGGCACAAAGUUUAACGAUAAAUAAGAUAUGUUUUCUUAUUAGGCACUUUUCUUUUCGGAUCAACUUUUUUUUUAUUUUGCUGCAGAACAACUUUAGUAGCAACAUGGCCCAGAUAGAAUUUGAAAGAAUAUGUCAAAUAUUCUUGUUACGUUUAUCCUUAUCGUAUAUACUCUGAUUUCCUAUAUUCCCUCCUCUUUUUGAGGAUCUACAAACUGUAAUUAGUUUAUAUAGGAUCCUCCAUGUACGUUGGUGAUGAGGUGAGGAAAUACAAGCUUUCAUGGUAUCAGAGCCUACUCUCUGAUCCUCUCUUAUUUUUUUUUUUUUUUUUUUUUGUUUCGUGAUCUCUCCUCUGUUCUUCUACAUCUUCGAUGGCGGCUGCAACCACCUCGACCGAGAGAGCCUAUGGAGUCACGAACAUAAAAACUCACAUACCAAUUGUCUUGGAUCUUGAUGAAUGCAACUACGAUGCGUGGAGGGAGCUGCUCCUGAUGCACUGCCUUACCUUCGAUAGCCUUGAUCACCUUGACGGAACCCUCGCUCCAACUGGUGAUGAUGAUACGGCUUGGCAUAAGCGAGAUGCGAUUGUGAAAUUGUGGCUAUACGGCACUAUCACAAAACCGCUUUUCAAAUCUACCUUCCAAAAAGGUGGAAGCGCUCAUGAUGUCUGGACUAGAAUUGAAAAUCAGUUCAGGAACAACAAAGAAGCCCGCGUGAUGCAGCUAGAUAGCGAGCUCCGCAGCAAAGAGAUAGGCGAUCUUUCAAUCAACGAGUACUGUCAGCAACUCAAGUCUACUGCAGACCUCCUUGCCAAUCUCGACUCACCAGUAGCAGAUAAAACUCUGGUAAUGUAUAUGCUAAAUGGCUUAAAUGAGAAGUUUGACUAUGUGCUUAAUGUGAUCAAGCACGAGAAACCAUUUCCAUCGUUUGAUGAUGCGAAGAGCAUGCUAGAGAUGGAAGAGACCAGGCUGAAGAAAACGAAAAAAGUGACUGCGUCUCACAAUGAUCAUGCCUCUCCCUCAACCGCACUUGUGGCCACCAAUCAACAAAGCACACAGCAGCAACAGAACCAAACAACAGAAACAACAACCGCGGCAACAGACGAGGAAACAAAAACAGGGGACGCUACAACAACAACAACUACCACCAGCGACCCUCGUACAAUAACUGGACACCUCCGCCAUUCUGGUACGGAUCCUACAGCAACAACUUUCAACCACAACAGCAGACCCCGUGGCAAACACUCCCACAAGGAUUCUACCAGCCUCGUCAGUAUGCACCACAAUCACAAGCUGCUCCGGCUCAAGCUCAUUUCGCAGACACGUCACUGCAGCCGACUAAAGACUUUGCGGAAGCCUUUAACACCAUGACCCUCACUGAUCCGUCUCAAAAUGGCUGGUUCAUG